CUCAGUCCCCUCUCCUACCACGCCACCCCGAAUGAACUCCAUUCGUCCCCUCACCCGGGCCAGCCCCGCUAAGCAAUGCCACGCCCUUGCGUCUGCUAACCCAGCGGGGUUCUUCACCACAACCGGGAACCCUGGGCGGCAGUGGAGGAACAAAGUGGAUACUCGUCAGUUGUUCGGAAGGAUGAUCUACCGAUCACUCUCGUGGCCUCAACUGUCAUCGGUCGCCAAUGGUCCGAUCGUCAAUGGAUGGAAUGAUCCUGCCGACGUUUAGCCGUAUAUAACAUGCUGGCUGCAGGCAACAAACGAGACCGAACACACCACCAACAUGCGGUCUUCCUGGCUUUUGCUGCCAGCCUUGGCCAUCGAGGCCCUGGCUGUGCCCUAUGAAGAGUAUAUCCUUGCUCCGAGCUCUCGCGACCUGAUUCCCGCCUCGGUUCGACAAGUGAACGGUUCCGUCACCAAUGCGGCCGCUUUGACCAGCUCGGCCGGGGAAACCACCUUUAACGGAGUUUCCUCGGUGACUUAUGAUUUUGGUCUGAAUAUCGCUGGCAUCGUCUCCGUGGAUGUCGCGUCGGCAUCCGCGGAAUCCGCCUUCAUCGGGGUAGCAUUCACAGAGUCUAGUUUGUGGAUCAGCAACGAGGCUUGUGAUGCUACCCAGGAUGCUGGUCUUGACACACCACUCUGGUUUCCGGUCGGGCAGGGUGCCGGAGUGUAUACGGUGGACAAGAAAUAUAAUCGUGGUGCAUUCCGUUACCUGACGGUCAUCAGCAACACCACGGCCACGGUUUCCCUCAACAGCCUUCACAUCAACUACACUGCCGCCCCCACGCAAGACCUUCGGGCAUACAAGGGAUACUUCCAUAGCAAUGACGAGCUCAUCAACCGCAUCUGGUAUGCAGGUGCUUAUACCCUGCAGCUUUGCAGUAUUGACCCCACUUCCGGUGACGCCUUGGUGUGGUUGGGAGUCAUCACCUCGUCCGACAACAUCACGCUCCCGCAGACGGACACCUGGUGGUCCAACUACACCAUUACCAAUGGUAGUAGUACGUUGGUUGAUGGAGCCAAGCGGGAUCGGCUCGUCUGGCCGGGUGACAUGUCUAUUGCUCUGGAGAGCGUGGCUGUCAGCACUGCAGACCUGUACAGUAUUCGCACGGCGCUAGAGUCGUUGUAUGCUCUUCAGAAAGCCGAUGGCCGUCUUCCCUAUGCCGGGAAGCCGUUCACCGAUAUCGUCAGUUAUACCUACCACCUCCACAGUCUGAUUGGAGCGGCAUCGUACUAUGAGUACACCGGAGACCGUGCGUGGUUGUCCCGAUACUGGGGACAAUACAAGAAAGGUGUUCAGUGGGCGUUGUCGAGUGUGGACCAGACUGGCCUGGCCAACAUCACAGCCAGUGCUGAUUGGUUGAGAUUUGGCAUGGGUGCGCAUAACAUUGAAGCGAACGCGAUCUUAUACUACGUCCUCAAUGAUGCCAUCAGCCUCGCCCAAACCCUCAAUGACUCCUCCAACAUCCGGAAUUGGAGCACGACUGCGGCAGGGAUCAAGUCGGCUGCGAACGCCCUGCUCUGGGAUGAGUCAAGUGGCCUCUAUACCGACAACGAGACCACCACCCUCCAUCCCCAGGAUGGCAACUCGUGGGCCGUCAAGGCCAACCUGACCCUUUCGGCCAACCAAAGCGCCGUCAUCUCAUCUGCACUGGCCGCCCGCUGGGGACCGUACGGCGCACCCGCGCCUGAGGCCGGUACGACUGUGUCCCCUUUUAUCGGCGGGUUCGAGCUGCAGGCUCAUUACUUGGCCGGUCAGCCAGAUGUAGCGCUCGACCUUUUGCGCCUGCAAUGGGGAUUUAUGCUUGAUGACCCACGUAUGACCAAUUCGAGCUUUAUUGAGGGGUACUCCACCGAUGGAUCAUUGGUCUACGCGCCCUACCGCAAUACCCCGCGGGUGUCGCACGCACACGGCUGGUCCACGGGACCGACGUCCGCACUGACGAUCUAUGCAGCGGGGUUGCAUCUCACAGGGCCGGCGGGGGUGACUUGGUUGUUCAAACCGCAGCCGGGCAAUUUGACCCAGGUGGAGGCGGGCUUCGAAACUCGUUUGGGGGCAUUCCAGUCGAUCAUUAGCAGAUCCUCCACCGGGGAAUAUCAGGACCUUACCUUUACCACACCGAAUGGGACCUCCGGGUCAGUGGAACUUGGCAAUGUCAGCGGUAAGCUUGUAUCGGAUCAGGGGGUGACUGUGCGGUUAGUCGGGGGGAAGGCUAGCGAAUUGCAGGGAGGGAAAUGGAAGUUGGAAAGCAUUUGAGGAUUUGUAAUGUAUGUUCUUGUUAGCGGUGAAUCAAAAUUUGUGUGCCCGACGUCACCGUGACCGGUGCUUGUGUGUGAUUUAUAGUCGGUGGUUCCGCUUCU
This is a messenger RNA of Aspergillus ibericus CBS 121593, 2403 nucleotides long. RefSeq names its product putative alpha-L-rhamnosidase A. NCBI's taxonomy places the organism in Eukaryota, Fungi, Ascomycota, Eurotiomycetes, Eurotiales, Aspergillaceae. The transcript has 2 exons. The record is from RefSeq and is a predicted model, not a curated record. Gene Ontology annotation, biological process: carbohydrate metabolic process. The coding region runs from base 326 to 2299 and encodes 657 amino acids.